CGGCUCGCGCUGAACGCCUCCAACUGUCACACGCAGGAGUCCUGCGCGAGAGCGUUUGUCUGCGCCGGUUCAUUAUCAUCAUGCCCAUAGCGUCAGCCGCGCAGUCGGCGGCAGCACCGCCGCUGGGUAGCGCGCACUUCGCCCAGCAGCAGCCGGAGGAUUUAACCCCCCGCCGCCAGAGGCCGGGGCUAUCGAGACGCCUGUCCGGUGACAUGCGGUCCGGGGAGCUCAUCCUGCGCUGCGUCCUGCUCGGGGGCAACUGCAGUGAGAUGCCGGCGCACUCGGCUACUCCCGGUCUGGUCAAGAUGGCCAAAGCAGGUGGAGGAGUUGGCGGUGGUGCAGGAGCGGGAGGAGGAGGGAUGGCGCAGGGCCGCCGGGUCAGGGUGAAGCAGGGAGCCCAUCGACCUCGAGAUGUCCGGACCAUCUUCCACCAAACGGAGGAUCCCAGAGUCCCGGAGGAGAAGGGAGAGGGGCAUUGCUUCGUUCGAUGUUCCGUGUACACUUGGUGCGAUUAUUGUGGCCAGCAGAUCCCCUUGUGCAAUGAAGCUGCCAGGUGUAAAAAUUGCAAUUACACCGUUCAUCAAGAGUGUAGGAGCUUCAUUAAACUUGACUGCCAGCGAGGGAAACAGCUUUCAGCAGAGAAAAUCAGCCCUGCAAACACAAUGGUCCAGUCUGAAAGUGAGAAUGUGGCAACGAAAGAAGAAGAAGAAAAACCCAAAGUUCUCUCAGCAAAGGAGAUUAAACAAAAAAUUGAAGAAUACAAUGGAAAAGCUAAAAGCUGCUUGGGAAUGCGUUUGAAUCAGGAUGGCACAUACACUGGUUUCAUCAAAGUUCAUCUCAAGCUACGCCGGCCUGUCACUGUCCCAGCAGGCAUCAGACCACAGUCGAUCUACGAUGUAUUGAAAGAAGUAAAUCCAGCAGAAAUCACCGAUAAACGAACAUCAUUUUACCUGCCACUGGAUGCAAUUAAACAGCUUCACAUCAGUAGUGUAACCACUGUUAAUGAAGUGAUCACAAGCCUGCUAAAAAAGUUCAUGGUGAUUGAUAAUCCUCAAAAAUUUGCUCUCUUCUACCAGACCAAAAAAGACAAUGAUGUGCACCUGCAGAAACUUAAAGAAAAUGAGCAUCCUCUUUUAAUCCGUCUUUUGGCCGGACCGGACACAAAUACCUCAAGUUUUGCAUUGAAGGAGAAUGAAACUGGGGAAGUUGAGUGGGAUGCAUUUAGUGUGCCAGAGUUGCAAAAUUUCCUCAUGAUACUAGAGAAAGAAGAAAAGGAACGGAUCCAACAGGUCCAGCAGAAAUACACCACAUUUCGACAAAAGCUGGAGCAGACUUUGAAGACGGUUGGUAAACCUGGAUAACUGGAUUGCAGAAAAGCCAAAAAUAGAAGCAUAAGACUAUCCUUAAAUAUUGCUCAGGACAUGUGAGCAGGAUUAUCUCAAGGGACAAGUGCAACAAUAAAGCAACAACAAAUGUUGUUUUUAAAAUUGUAAAAGUGCAGAGUUGGUGCCAAGUUUGAGAAACAUUACUGUAUCUAUGUCCCACUCUGGAUUGACUAAAAACAGCUGCUUUUCAUGAGUUUCCUAUUGUAACCCUUUGAGUACUGAAGGAACUAUAAAUACAGCAUUUCUAGACAAACUUUUAAAAGUCUAUUUGAAGAGUACUGUGAAUUAAAAUCCUAAAUAGGUUCUUUGUUUAUUUGCUUAUAAGUAUUCAACAUAGCAAAUUCACAUUAAAUAUAAGUGUGACAGACGUGAGCCUGCAGUUUGGAAGCUGCAGAAGGUAUUCAGUGCUCAAGGGGUUGUUCUGGUUAUUCUGCAAUGCACCAAAUCAUUGGUUGGGGCUUGAGGAGAAGUGUCUAUUAAAAGCAGCAAGCUGCUUUUUGCAUGUAAGACAAAAAUCUUUAAAAUGUUGUCCUUUUUUUAAAAGAAAACCUAACUGUUGCAUGUUUGGGGUGCUGAGUGGAAUUGCAUAGAAUGCCAUUAUGUAAUUGAAGUUGUCUCAGAACAUAUGCAGCUUUCUUAAUUGAAUGCUUUUAAAGAGAGCUAUAUCAAACAUAAUUACCUUGAAUGAUGAUAUUUAAUAAUGAAGCACCUAUGUGAAAUCUCUUUUUAAAAGAGCAUUAAGAGAAAGUUUCUAUUAUUUGGUAUCAAUGGUGAAAUCCUAAAUGUCCACACCAGAGAGAUUUUAUGGUUUAGAGGCACAAUAAGCAUUCAAACAGGUACAGUGGUGCUCUACCUGAACUCUGCUGCCUUUCCAAUUCCACCACAAGUUCAGGGGCAGGAAGGCUUAUGGUCAGAUUUCCUGUCCUGCUGAAAAUUGAGGGCCUUAUGUAGGCAAUUAGAGACAACUGAAUUAUCAUCCCACUACUGCUGGUAUUAACUCAGUUGUAGGCAAGCUUUUUGACAUCCUUUGUGCACAAUGGUUAACACUAUGAGGCUUUCUUAUGAUCUCUCAUGAUAGGGAGAGUUUCAUUAUUCAAAACUCCUCCGAGUCUGAUUGAGUGAUUCACUGUCAAGAAUGUGGGGACCACAGAGAGCCGCAGUCUGCACUUCUGCUGACCUCUGUACACCCUGUCCCUGAAAACAGUAAUGCAGGUCUUUAGAGGUGAGAUUUUCAAAGCUUCCAUAAAAUCGUUUUUGAAUAAAUCCAAUAUUUUAUCCUGUUAAUUUUGCUGUUUCUAUUUGACUGGCAAUUGGCUUGUAUAGUUUAUUCUUGGGGCAGUAGCUUUUCUGCUUCCUUUACUGUCAUUUCUAUACUAUCUCUUGAAGUUAAUUUUAAUUUCAAAAUUAUAUGGAGAUUAAGUUCUAGAUAAUGGAAUGAGUGAGCACAGUGAGGACAGUCCCUUGUACUUUUCCCUCGUGGCAGAUUUGAUGGUGGGUUGAUUUAUUGAGAUGGAGAAAGUGAGGUCUGCAGAUGCUGGAGAUCAAAGUUGAAACUUUAUUGCUGGAACAGCACAGCAGGUCAGGCAGCAUCCAGGGAACAGGAGAUUCGACGUUUCGGGCAUAGGCCCUUCUUCAGGAAGGGAUUUAUUGAGAUGGAAAAGUGGUGGUCAGAUGGCCUUCUGACUGUGCUAUCAAUUGAGAGCCUUAAGUCAGCAAUUAAUAGUUAAUUAAGGGAGUCAUCCUGUGUACACCCAGGAGUGGGUAGAACGCUUGCCACGAAGGGAGCAUAGCAAGGAAAUCUCUGUGGUCCUGUUUGUGGGAUCCCAGUGGGAACCCCUUAUUCAAAGAUAUGGAAAAUGGUAGUCCCGUAACAGUCAACCUCUUACAGCACCUUUCACCUUUGGCCUGGAAUACCUCAAUGAUCCCUGGCUUCAGGUAGAUGUGGUACAGGAAAUCUGGUACACUGCUAAUUAGUAGAGCUGCUGGCAUUUGGCUGGCAGACAGGACCCACAGUGCUUCCAAGAUCCUGCUUAUCAUAUUAACAGUUUUAGAGCUAUAAUUUAAUUCAAUCCACACUCUUACUGGAAUUCUUCUAUCUUCACAGAUUUUGGGUGAAGUGAGUUUGGGCAUUUGCUAGUGGGUAUGAUACUAUUUCUGAAAGCUGUCCCAGAGGCCAAAAGGAUAACCAACAUAGAAAGUGCAAAAUCACACAAUAGAAGCAAAUGAUGUUAAGGUUAAAUGUACUGAGGCACUUUUGGAGGCAAAGUGGAAUUUAAUUCUAGUUUGUGGAUUUUGGUACAAAGUACUGCAAUUAAAACACUUAGUGUAUCAACAGCUUAAGGCAAAAUGGAAGUUGAGCCAGAAAGGGAAAAUUGGACAGAUGGUUUAUCAUAGAAACCCUACAGAAAGAGGUCGUUCAGCCCAUUCAACUCUCCAAACCCAACUACCA
Chiloscyllium plagiosum (whitespotted bambooshark) is the source of this 3834-nucleotide messenger RNA. It is a transcript of the gene rassf5, whose product is annotated as Ras association domain family member 5. The record is from RefSeq and is a predicted model, not a curated record. Gene Ontology annotation, biological process: signal transduction. Gene Ontology annotation, cellular component: nucleus. Lineage: Eukaryota; Metazoa; Chordata; Chondrichthyes; Orectolobiformes; Hemiscylliidae.